AUGACUACCGUUCAAGUUGUGUCUCCGGCCGAAUAUCGCGCAGCGCGUCUGAGCCUCCUGGCGAAAGAAAAGGAAGCAACACGUGUUCGGGACGCCCUUGCUGCCGAGCGACGCAAGCUCCCAAUCGUCGAAUUCACCAAGGCCUACACCUUUACCAUUAUCUGCCCUAAGGAUGGUGAGAAGAAAAGCAUCGGGUUUUCUGACCUGUUCUUCGGCCGCCGCCAGUUGAUUAUUUAUCACUUCAUGUUCGACCCCUCUUGGGAAGCCGGCUGUCCUAGCUGCAGCGUAAUGGGCGAUACGUUCCCUGCUCUAGAACACCUACACUCUCGUUCCACCAGCCUCGUCGCCGUGUCGCGUGCCCCGAUCGAGAAGAUCGAGGCGUACAAGAAGCGCAUGGGCUGGACGUUCCCUUGGGUAUCGUCCUACGACAGCGACUUUAAUUACGACGUCCAUGUAACGCAAGACGAGGCUGUUCGACCGGUUGAGUACAACUUCAAGAACAAGGACGAGCUGCUCAAGGUUGGCCAACACUACUUUACCGAGGGAGAACAGCCUGGGAAUAGCGUCUUCUACAGAGGUGAUGGCAGAAUUGGCGAGGAGGGAAAGAUUUACCACACUUACUCUACCUAUGCACGAGGUGGAGAGCAUUUAAUUAAUACGUUCGGCUGGUUGGACUUGACGCCCCUCGGCAGACAGGAUGGAGAAAGUGGAGUUAAUGGUCUCGGGUUUCGACGUAAGGAUGAGUAUACUCAGGAGGAGUUAAAAGGGCUGCACUGA
Messenger RNA from Talaromyces proteolyticus, 777 nucleotides. RefSeq lists its product as uncharacterized. The transcript is spliced from 2 exons. The coding region runs from base 1 to 777 and encodes 258 amino acids. The record is from RefSeq and is a predicted model, not a curated record. Lineage: Eukaryota; Fungi; Ascomycota; Eurotiomycetes; Eurotiales; Trichocomaceae.